Budorcas taxicolor (takin) is the source of this 757-nucleotide messenger RNA. RefSeq names its product prefoldin subunit 1-like. NCBI's taxonomy places the organism in Eukaryota, Metazoa, Chordata, Mammalia, Artiodactyla, Bovidae. Gene Ontology annotation, cellular component: prefoldin complex; cytoplasm. The coding region runs from base 1 to 441 and encodes 146 amino acids. Gene Ontology annotation, molecular function: protein folding chaperone. The transcript has a single exon. Gene Ontology annotation, biological process: protein folding. The record is from RefSeq and is a predicted model, not a curated record.
AUGAAGAUCUCAUAUUUGAUUGCCUGGGUCAGAUUAAAAGUAAAUAUUUAUAAAAGAAAGAUCAGAAGCAAGAUAGCGGCCCCCGUGGAUCUGGAGUUGAAGAAGGCCUUCACAGAGCUUCAAGCCAAAGUUAUUGACACUCAACAGAAGGUGAAGCUUGCAGAUGUACAGAUUGAACAGCUGAACAGAACGAAAAAGCAUGCACAUCUUACAGAUACAGAGAUUAUGACUUUGGUAGAUGAGACUAACAUGUAUGAAGGUGUAGGAAGAAUGUUUAUUCUUCAAUCCAAGGAGGCAAUUCAUAAUCAGCUGUUAGAGAAACAGAAGAUAGCAGAAGAAAAAAUUAAAGAAUUGGAACAGAAAAAAUCCUAUCUGGAGCGGAGUGUGAAGGAAGCCGAGGACAAUAUCCGGGAGAUGCUGAUGGCGCGAAGGGCACAGUAGGCAGCCUCUCAGGAACCUCUUCCUUCUGAGCCCUGCCAUUCCUGGUGAGGGGCCUGUGUAGGGAAACUGCUCUGCCUGAGGGACAUUUUAUCUGGAUGGUCUAGUAACCUUAUGUUUUAUGCAUGGCCUGGAGCCCCUUUCAGUCUCAUCCUUGUAUGUUUUAUCCUGGCUCUGCCUGCUACCCUUCUCCCCUGUGGUUGAAUCAUGAACUCCAGGGAAGGGAAGAUGGGAGCCAGGACAGACAGGGGAGUUCUUCCGGGGCCUACUGCUGGUCACGCCGGUCAGACCAAUAAAAGACAUCUGUCCCACUCUAAAA